Rhipicephalus microplus (southern cattle tick) is the source of this 1105-nucleotide messenger RNA. RefSeq lists its product as uncharacterized. NCBI's taxonomy places the organism in Eukaryota, Metazoa, Arthropoda, Arachnida, Ixodida, Ixodidae. The record is from RefSeq and is a predicted model, not a curated record.
GCAGGGCGGCGGAGGCGGUUUCAUGACGGAUGUACGAGGUACGAUACACGUACACUUAAAGAUUCACACUUCCUUCGGGUGGGCGGUUUGUACUCGCCAGUGUGUUCGGCAAUACUGUACCGUCGCGGAGGCCGCGCUGAAAAAAACGUGCAGUGGGCAAUGGCACUAGAGGAAAUAAACUCAGCGAUUCUCGAGUGCACUCCGGAAACGUGCGAUGCCUACCUCUGCAGCAAGUCGAUCAAGUGCGGGUGCCUACUGAACGGCAUUGCUUCAUCAUCGCAGUCAGUGUGCGGCAACUUGUGGCACAAGCACUGGCUGGUGGCCUUCGAUUACGGCGGAAACGAGCUGCUCGUCUGCGAAGCUACCAAGGACCGUAAAAAGGAGCUCAUAGGGCGUUGGUCCUUGGAGGAGAAGACGGCCGUCCACAACGUAUACUCGUACGAGAGACACCUGGGAGAGCACACGCUACCGAAGGCGCGCGUCGAGGACGUCGUGAAGGAGAUGCGCUACAUGGGCAAGUACCACGCGACAGAGAACAACUGCCAGAAGUGGGCCAUGGAGCUGCUGCGUCGACUCCGAAUACAGGCGCCACCGGACCAGCUCGACGCGGAGACCGUGGUCGGCAGCGCCAAGCCAGCCAUCAUCACUACCAUCGUCGGAAUAGUGCUGGCCGGUGCUGUCGUGAUUGUGAAAGGCACUUUUGGGGUGUGCAGCUAGCGCCAACCAAGGCGUGGCGGCGAGUCCUCUUUCGGCGAUGUGCCACUGAGCCACUCGUCAUUAUUGUGUUUAUUUAUCAAUACCUUCAAGCUGAAAAUGCGUUACAAAAGUGAAUCAUAAUAAAAAAAAAGAACUGCUUGUUCGUUUGCCGCUAUAGUUUAAAAUAUGAUAUUCGCCAGCGAACUAAAAGGUGGUAACAUAUGGAGCGGUGAAAAUGGAAGUGAACAGGAGGUUCUAUUCUGUAGCGUUCACCGGUCCGGAAGAAUCAUAAAAUCAGUUAUUCAUGACAGACAGGUGCUCAUGAUGGAAAUUAGUGUGACCUCACAAAUAAGAUGCUAAAUAAUAACCAUUCUUCGACGAUGGUGUAUAAUUAAAUAACUGACCAGAA